GAUUGUUACUUCACAACCAUCUGCUCCAUGUUUAAAAAGAAAAGAUCCGGUUGAAUAGGUGGAUGGUCCCGGGUAUGGAGGAAAACAAGCUGUAAAAUAUGCGCUGCUCUCCACCGAUUUCCCUCAGGAAUAGUUUUAAUUUUCGGACAGCAUGUCCUUAUCAGCAGUCACAGUCGCUCUCCAGUUUUUCCUAUUUACUUUCGCCGUCUUGAACGCAUCAGGCGCCCAGACGUUGACCAUCACCCCUGGCAAAGGCAGCACCUUCAACAUUAGCAGGAGUCAGGACAAGGGGUCAGGGUGCACUGUAUGCUCUGGGGCGGGACGUUCGCGACAAUGUGGACCAUUUGCCCUGCUAAGAGACAAUGGUGCUUACUCAGUGGAGUUUAACUGUGCCAAACCACAUGAUGUAUUCAGUGUGGAAAUUGUACGAAAUAUAGAGUGUACCACAAAGUCCUGUAAUGGACAUAUCGUCCUGACCGAAUCUGACUCCCUUCCUUUGCUACAAUUCGACCGCACAUUCACCUGGAACCUGAAGGCUCCCACGGCACAAGCCUUCCAGAUAGACUUCACCAAGAUGGGUUUGAGACAGAUAAAUCCUUCAGAGAGCUGUCCAGACAAACACACCUUCACUCUUGAGGCCAGGGGGAAUGUGUCCAUCGGGAAAUACUGCAAAAAGGGCACAAUCAUUAGUGCUCAGGUACUGAAUCAGGGCAGGUUUUCUCUGCAUGUUCCUGCCAAACAGAAGCUGCAAAAUGCCAAGUUUGAUGUGUCCACUGGGGAGAAAAUCAAAUCCCUUGCCAUAAUUAAAGUGCUUGUACCAGAGGGGACCUCGUCUUCAGAGUUGUUCUCUCCGAACUACCCCAACAGUUUUUCUGAUGACGACAUGAUAGAGUGGGACUUUCAAGUUCCAGCCAAACACAAAACGUAUGUUCAAUUCUCGAACCACAUGCUACCCCAAUGCCGAAAGAAGCCUGCACUGGAGUACCAAAGCAAAAGAAAUGUGAACUUCUCACUCUCGAUGACGGACACCAAGCCAGUCCAAACUGAGGGGAACUUCUCCCUGAUCCUGAGGAACUGUGAGAUGGACAGGAGGCAUAAAAAUUCUCCUGGACUCAACCUAAACUUCAAGGUCUCUGCUGCUAAGAUGAAUUCUCCAGUGGUGUGUAGUGUGGCUUCGCAGAAGGGCUUUUCCCUUUACAUUGAGAAGAAGAGACCGGGCUCUGAGUGUGAGCUGAAGAUGAAAUCUGUCACCCAGGAGAAGAUUACUGUUCCACCAGGCAGCACUACUCAGGUGUCGCUCCAGGACUGCCUUCCUGAAGACCUGCACAUUACUGCCAGGACAGUCAUAGAAUGUUACCAACUCAAAGACUGUCCAAAGGCUCCUGUCCUGUUGACUGUGCCUGUGCUGCCGGACUGCCUUCCUGCCCCCCUCAGCAAUGUGACCUGGACCCUCCGCUCACCUCCACAUGGCACCGUAGAGCUCCGCUCUCCCAAUGGUACCCUCAGACAGUCCUUACCUGGGCAGCCAUGUAAUGACAGCAUCGUUGUCAAAUUGGCUGAGGAUGAUGGCACAUGUCUUGGACACUUUUGCUCUCAGGGAGCCAUCAAGAAGGUCCAGAUCCACACCAACAUGACAGUCACUGCCUACAGUACAGGGAAUAAAGCACAAAUGUCCCCUAAGCCUGUGCUAAGUGCCUUUUUCAGAGAAGAGAUUUCAGAUAGGUACAUAUUCACGGUGUCUCCAAAGAAAGGCAUUCCUGUCCAUGUAGCCACUCCUGGCUGGCCCGGAGGAAUGAAGCCACAUUCCACCGUCUCCUGGAUUGUCUCUGUGCCCUCUGGGAUGGGUGCUCACUUAAUGUUUGCCAACCUCAGCCAGCCCAAGUGCAGCAAAGGCCACGCCAGUAUCUGGGUACAGAGCCUGGGCUCCCAGGAGGAGAUGUACAGCCGCAGGGAGGAUGAGGAGGCUGACAGUGAGAUCACCGUCUACAAGAGCUUCUAUCUCAACAUGUCCAACUGUCUGCCUGAAAAAGACAGCUUCAGUGUUGUCACACAGAUCACCUUGCAUAAGAACAAAAAUCUGCUGCUGACUGUCAUCCUGAGUGUGGUGGCUGCUCUACUGGCCAUUUUUAGCAUCGUUCUGGCAGUGGUUUGUGUGGUGAUCAGGAAGAAGAAGAAAAAGUUGCAUCAUCAGGUGUCCAUCUACAAUCCUAAUGGCACCAGCUCAUGGCCAGAACCCAACGGCAUCCCCAAAUCCCUCGACGACGACUCGCAUGUCUAUGCCACCAUUGAAGACACUCUGGUGUACACACACCUGUUGAGAAAGGGGGAGGAGAUGGGCAUCUAUGGAGAACAUGACACAUACCAGGAAUUCACAGGGCCCACAGACGCACCCAAGCCAGCAGUCUCCAUGACCACCGUCCCCAAUAAGGUGGAAGGUAAUGAUUACCGAUCAUUCAGGCCCCCAUCCCACCAUGCUCCCCCACUUCCAAACAGGCCUCCAAGCCAAGGCCAACACAUGGUGGACAAUGAGCUUUACCACAAUGAGCUUUACCACACUGAGCGACAAAGUGAGGAGGGUCAUUUUCCAGAUGUUACUGGGAGCAGAGAGCUGGGUCCGAGGCUGGAUCCAGAGGGAGGGAACUGAAGAGAAGAUUCGGCCUGCUCCUUUUUGCUUGGACAACAUGCACUCUGUAAUAUCUAUUCCCUGGCAUCUAUGUGACUAUGUGAUAUCUUGCAGUUCAGCUGUGCAAAAAAGGCUUUAUUUUCAUUUUCAGCUGUAGUUUUUCACAAGAGCCAGUCAUACAAGUUAAACUUGUUCAAACCUGCCCGGCUAGUUACCUCAUUUCAUCAUAGAUGAAGAUACCUUUGUUCUGAUGGCAGUACUAUUCCACUCUCUCAGUGCCAGAUAUGCCUUAAUAGUGCUCAUAUUCUUUUGAUUUUAAGUUGAUUUUAAGUGAUGAAUGUCUUUUUUGUGAGCUACAUUGUGUGGUGUUAGUUUUUUUUGUUAGUUACACCAUGUAUGUCUGUAUAAAAGUAACAUCAUGUGUAUAUAACAGAUGUUUUUUAUAUGUCAUUGUCUAAGAAAUACAAAUAUUUUCAUUUUGAUCAUUAAACAGUAAAAUGUGCCUGAACAACAGCCACAGAGUAGAGGAAGCUGAAGUUGUCUUACUGUCUAUGUGCAGUCAGUGUGUAAAUAGUUACAUCUCACAAAGAAAUGCCACUUUGUUUUUUCUUUGCCGUGUUACAUUCAAGUAAACUAAGUGUUUGUGCAACUUUGUAUUUCACAGUUUGUCAUUUGUCAUUUUUCACAGUUUGCAGGUUUCCUGGAUUUCAUGGAAAUCCACAUCUGCUGUUUUGCUCAUCUGAACAGAUCGGCUCACCAUCGGGUCGUAUUUUGUACCUGGCAUGUAUGCACAAAAUGCAAAGCGGCCAAGCAGUUACAGUGUAUCAAAACGUUUCUACACAGAGCAGUUUUUUUCCACAUUAGACUGACUAGGAAGAUACCAUAAAAUCCACAGGCUCCCCCAGAGGAAAAGUACAAGUCAAAUUUCUAAGGCAAAUAUGAGAAAAACACACACACACAAACACACACACAGAAUAAAUGGUGUAUUCUCAGUUAAUCUGUUUGUAAUUAUAUCUGUACUCUGAGCUCCUGUCAGUCAGACUUGAAAUGUAUUAAUUUUUUGUGAAGCCAUGC
Myripristis murdjan (pinecone soldierfish) is the source of this 3697-nucleotide messenger RNA. RefSeq names its product CUB domain containing protein 1a (gene cdcp1a). Lineage: Eukaryota; Metazoa; Chordata; Actinopteri; Holocentriformes; Holocentridae. The transcript has 9 exons. The record is from RefSeq and is a predicted model, not a curated record. The coding region runs from base 152 to 2644 and encodes 830 amino acids.